AUGAAGCGCAAGACAGAGACGAGAGAAUCCCUGGAUGCCAAUACCCAGCCGGAAAAGAAACGGGCCCUCUCCAACGAGACAGUGAAGGCGCGGUUUCGCGAUGGCCUGUUCGACCCAGCGGAAUUGGAGAAGUACACUAAGAGCUAUGCGGAGUCUGCACCGUAUAAGCAUGGUGUCAUCUGUCCCCUGAUCGAGCCGACUCUGCUCCGCGGCGUCCGCGACGAAAUCCAAGAGCACCUCUCGUUCACGGAGAAGGAAACGGAUAUUUACAAGAUCUUCCAGUCGGGAGAUCUGGCAAACCUCGAUGGCCUGGAUGAUGGCUCGCUCUCCCGGCUGCCGUCGCUGCUGAAGCUGCGCGAUUCUCUCUACUCGCAGCAGUUCCGCGAGUAUCUCUCGUCGGUGACGGGAUCAGGAAAGCUGAGCGGUCGCAAAACGGACAUGGCCAUCAACGUCUACACUGAAGGCUGCCAUCUGCUCUGCCACGACGACGUCAUUGGUAGCCGACGUGUCAGCUACAUUCUGUACUUGACGGACCCCGACAAGCCCUGGCGUGCGGAGUGGGGAGGUGCGCUCCGUCUAUAUCCCACUACGGAUGUUAAAGAUGAAGAUGGCGAGGACCUCAAGAUCCCCAGCCCAGAUUACAGCCUUUCAAUCCCACCGGCCUUCAACCAACUCAGUUUCUUCACUGUCCAGCCGGGUGAGAGUUUCCAUGAUGUCGAAGAAGUCUACCACCCGUCAGAGGGAGCAGACAAAGGGGAGAAGAGAGUGCGAAUGGCCAUCAGUGGGUGGUUCCACAUCCCGCAGGAAGGCGAGGAUGGAUACGAGGAGGGCCUCGAGGAAAAGCUGGCCGAGCGGAGCAGUCUUCAGCAGCUGCAGGGUCGAGGAGAUUCUCACGACCUGCCUCAGGCCAAGCCGGUCGCGUACGAGGAUGCGCUGGCGGCUGAAGAAGCCUCGAAAGGGAAAGGAAAGGGAAAGCAGGCCGUUGCGGAAGAAGAUGAGACAGAACUUACCGAGACCGAUCUUGACUUCCUCCUCAAAUACCUCGCUCCGUCCUAUCUCACUCCCGAUAUCGCUGAAGAACUCUCCGAGACAUUCUCUAAUGAGUCGUCUCUUAGUCUGGAGCGCAUCCUCUCUGACAAGUUCGCCGCGCGGGUGCGCUCAUACAUUGAAGAGCAGGAGAAGCAGUCGCUGCCGAAAACUUCCCCCGAGAUCGAGUCCACUACCCCGUGGAAGGUCGCUCGUCCUCCACACAAGCACCGAUAUCUUUUCCAGCAACCAGGGGAGGCGACAGAAGCCGAGAAGUCCCCUAUUCAAGAGCUGCUGAAUGAUCUCCUUCCAUCUAAGGCCUUCCGCAAAUGGCUAUCGCUUGUCACCGGUCUGGAUCAGCUUACUAGCUACAAUCUUCUUGCCCGUCGUUUCCGCCGUGGGGAGGACUAUACCCUAGCUAGCGGAUAUGAUGGUGAAGCCCCUCGUCUGGAAUUUACCCUCGGUCUCACCCCGACUCCUGGAUGGGAGAAGGAGAAUGCUGAGGACGAUGAGGACGAGGACGAGGACCAGGAUGGAGAGGCCAAAAAGAACGGCUCCAAGGAGUCCAAGGAGUCCAAGGAUGGAGAAGCACCAAGUGAGGAUGGUCCCGCUGUGGGUGGUUAUGAGAUCUACAUGGCCGGAGAAGACGAUGAAGAAGAAGAGGAUGCAGAGGGCGAGGAAAAUGCCGACCAAGUCCUGAAGCCCAAGAGGAAGCUGGAUCCGGCCAUCUACAGAGCUGGGGACGAUGAUGAUGACGGUAUUCUCUUCAGCAUGGCCGCCGGGUGGAACAGGAUGAGCAUCGUCCUCCGUGAUAGCGGUACACUCAGGUUCGUCAAGUACGUCAGUGCCGCGGCGAAGGGUGACCGCUGGGACAUUACUGGUGAGAUUGGUGUUAUCUUUGAGGAAGACGAUGAGGAAGAGGACGAUGAGUAA
Messenger RNA from Paecilomyces variotii, 1959 nucleotides. Its product is annotated as putative oxidoreductase. Gene Ontology annotation, biological process: regulation of translational termination; peptidyl-proline hydroxylation. Gene Ontology annotation, molecular function: iron ion binding; peptidyl-proline dioxygenase activity; L-ascorbic acid binding. The record is from RefSeq and is a predicted model, not a curated record. The coding region runs from base 1 to 1959 and encodes 652 amino acids. NCBI's taxonomy places the organism in Eukaryota, Fungi, Ascomycota, Eurotiomycetes, Eurotiales, Thermoascaceae. Gene Ontology annotation, cellular component: cytoplasm. The transcript has 2 exons.